Molecule: messenger RNA, 1515 nt
Organism: Colletotrichum higginsianum IMI 349063
Lineage: Eukaryota; Fungi; Ascomycota; Sordariomycetes; Glomerellales; Glomerellaceae
Exons: 2
Coding region: 1-1515 (504 amino acids)
Source: RefSeq, a predicted model, not a curated record
AUGCUCCCCAAGAACGACGUCGAAGAGACCGCGCGCCCAGCCUCGCCCGCCGCGGAGUAUCCUCCCGGUGGCCGCAACGCUGAUCAUGAGGACGAUGGCACCUCGGCCUUUGCCGGCGGCAGCAUCAGGAACCGCUCAGGGCCAACCUCCACCGGACGACCUACACCGCUCUGGGUCGCCAACAUCGACGCCUCGCUCGUCGUCACCACCGACGCCUACACCUACAUCGGCGUCGUCGCCGAGGUCCUCAAUGAGGGCCUCCCAUGCGCCGCCUGGGUCAUCAUCGGCGACAACGCCUCCCGCUCCCUCGCCCAGCGGCUGCGCCUCACCCACACCCUCGUCCUCUUCCAGUCCGUCCUGGGUCUCAUCAUGAGCCUCGCCUUCGUCGCCGGCGCGCGCACCUUCGCCAAGGGCUUCGUCCCCGUCGAGGUCCGCGACGUGAGCGUCACAUACAUCCGCAUUGGCGCCUUCGGCGCCUUCAGCAGCGCCGUCGAGACCGCCGUCUCGUCCGCCACGAGGGCGCUCGACCGGCCUGACGUGCCGCUGAUCAUCAGCUCCGUCAAGUUCGCCAUUAACAUCGUUUUGGACCUGCUGCUCAUCUCCAAGGUCCACGUCGGCUCGCACCAGCCCACGGUCAACAUGCAGGUCGGCAUCCAGCUUGCCUGUAACCUCGCCUCGGCCCUACUCGGCUUGGCAUAUUUCCUCUGGAGGAACACGCUCCAGUAUCAGAAGCGGCGUCGGGUCGUUGGCCGCGGUGAAUGGGAGACGACACGGCCGAGCUUGGGGGCGCUCUUUAUCCUCCUCCGCCCCGGCGCCCUGACCUUCAUCGAGUCGGCGGUCCGCAACGCCUUCUACCUAUGGCUCGUCAGCAACAUAGUCUCCAUGGGUUCGACUUACGCGACGGCAUGGGGCGUCUUCAACACCAUCCGUUGGGGUCUCAUCAUGGUCCCCGUCCAGGCCCUUGAGCAGACUUCGCUGGCCUUUGUCGGCCACGCGUGGGGCGCCUGGAGACGCACCAUAGGCGUCGAGACGCUGCAGCCCAAGGCCAGCAAAGGCGCCAUCAUCGAGAUCGUCAGGCCGGCCGUCAAGUCUCUCAUCAUCGCCCUCGCCAUCGAGGUGCCCAUGUGCCUAUUCCUGACUUACUUCGGCGCUCGUCCCUUCGCGCGCUACCUCAGCGGCUCCGACGAGGUCGCCGAAGUGACGGCUACGAUGUGGCGGAGCCUCGACUGGUGCUACAUCUUCUAUGCCAUGUCGACGAUGCUGGCGACUGUCUUGCUUGCGACGCGCCCGCGCUGGUAUCUCUGGCAGAGCUUGGCAAGCAACCUGCUCUACGUGCUACCGUGGGCGAUUGUGUGCCAGACAGCAAACCUGUCCGCCGACAGGGCUUGGACUUAUCAUAGCCUGGUAUUUGGGGGCAGCCUUGUUUUCAGUUUUGUUGAUAUCCUUGUUGUAGAUGGUCUCUGGGCAUGGUCUCUCAUGACAGGGCGGAUGAAAUUGGACGAGUUUAUGGGAUGA